UAAAUUUGAUACAUAAAACUCCUGAGUAGUCUCUGUCUGUGUUGAACAGAAAAUUCCUAAUAUUUUUUCCAUUACGGUUUCAAACCAGACGAAAACGUCGUAAAACAACAAUGUAAAUUCGGUUUAAUUCGUGCGGUUAUGUUAUUUACCAUUGGCUCAUGGUAAAACUAAAAGUGAAGUGACUUUUUUUCAAAAUGGAUUUCGCUGAUUUUGGCGAAAGUGAUGAUUGUAAUUGUUUUGAAGGGAGCAGCGGAUCGAUAGAAAGGAUUGAUCAUUAUCAUCAUCAGUGCUAACUCGUGUAAAAUAGUACAUAUUCCACCAAAUACUUAGUGGAAAAGGCAAUUCUUUUGUUAUUGGAGAAAAUUAACAAUAAAACAGUGCAAAAUGAAUUUUAUGGAAUCUGGUGUUGGUUAAACAAAAUCGAAGCAGACAUGGAGAAACGAGAGGUGGUGAAAAAUGACAACUGUGCAAGUGUUUUAAUCAAGUGCAUCAUUAAAUGAGUUGCCAAACAAUCUGUUUAAAAACUAGAUUAUAUGUAGCUUCAGGAAAUAAACUAACUAAACUCAAUUCUAGAAUAAACUGGAGUUAAAUUUUCUGUAAUUCAUUACGCUCGCCAAGUAAAAAGAAUGCAGGUAAACAGUAAACAUCGAGGUGGCGACACUAGUUAUAUUGUGAGGUUCUUGUCAAAACUUUAAAAUUGUUGUAAGUGUCAUCUAGUAGAAAUUGAAGAAACUACACGUUUCGUGACGUCAUCCGGUUAAUACACAUUGACAAUUAGCGAACAACAGAAACAUAAGGAUUUGUAAAUGUGUCGCACAUGACCCCACAGUGGGAAACGGUUACAGCAGUUUAAAUUUCUGCGGAUAAAAGUAAAUCGAUUGAUUUGCAAACAGACAAACGUUAUCAUAUUCAAAUACUUACUCUUACGUAAUAUUCAAUAUUCAAGAAGCAUUAAUCGUAGAACUCAGCUUACAUAUAAAUACAUCAAACAACUGUAUCCAAAAUCAGCAUUAAUAGUAGCAGUCAUUCCGCUCCUACGGAUUACUAGAAAAAGGCAACACAUCUGUAAAAUUUAGCAUAGCUAAGUCCACAGUAACUCCAAGUCCACCAGACCAAUCAAAUUGGGGAACGCGUUGUGUCCACUCUAUUUUAGGGUGGUAAACAACGACGCCGCAACACGGCCCAACGAAGUAUGUCGCAGAAGGGGCAAAAGCGAUCGAACCGUGUCGAAAACGAUGGACCACCCCCAAUCAAAAAGCGGAAGGGUCGCCCGGCGGUAUCGUCUAUGGAAGACGAUAACUCGCUUACAUCAAACACCGGUGGUCCGACAACGCCAACCAAGAACUGGCAACCCCGGGCGGUUAUCGACAUCAAGAUGUCCAGCAUAUACAACCGUACUGCACCGGAAGCACCGGCUGAACUGUUUAGGAAAGAUCUUAUCAGUGCCAUGAAGCUACCCGAUUCGGAGCCAUUAGCUGCCGAUGAGUAUUGGGUCAUCAAUGACCAAUGGAAGCAGGAAUGGGAGCGAGGUGUGCAGGUUCCGGUUAAUCCUGAUUCUCUACCGGAGCCUUCGGUGUCAAUUAUACAGGAGAAUCAUUACAAAAAACGACAAGAUUUUAAGCUUCCCAAAAACAAAUAUAUUCGAAUAACCAAGGAUGAAUCGUUUUCUCACGAUCAACACUACCUAUCCAACACACCAGCCAUUUCCGAGCAGGUGUGCUAUUAUGAUCUCGAUCAGUGCGAUGAGGCCUGGUUGAAGGUCUUCAAUGGAGAACGAAACUUAGCCGGACUAGUGCCAGUGACUGAUGAGCAAUUUGAGAGAGUCGUUGAAGAGCUAGAAGUUCGAUGUUGGGAUAAAAUCCAGGCAAUUAUGAAAAGCGAGGAAGGUCUUGGCAUAGAGUACGACGAAAAUGUUAUCUGCGACGUGUGUCGUUCGCCAGACUCAGAGGAAGCCAACGAGAUGGUGUUCUGUGAUAAUUGCAAUAUAUGUGUGCAUCAAGCUUGUUACGGGAUAACUAAUAUACCGUCUGGACAAUGGAUGUGUCGUACGUGUUCCAUGGGACAGAAACCCGAUUGUGUGCUGUGCCCGAACAAGGGUGGCGCGAUGAAGUCUACCAGAUCCGGCCAAAAAUGGGCACAUGUUUCCUGUGCUCUUUGGAUCCCCGAGGUCAGCAUUGGUUCCGUCGAUCGCAUGGAACCAAUAACGAAAAUUUCCAGUAUACCGGCCAGUCGAUGGGCUCUGAUUUGUGUGCUCUGCAGGGAAAGAGUUGGAGCGUGCAUCCAGUGUUCGGUAAAAACUUGUAAAACCGCCUAUCAUGUAACGUGUGCUUUCCAGCAUGGGUUGGAGAUGCGGGCCAUAAUUGAAGACGAGAAUGCUGAGGAUGGUGUGAAGCUCCGCUCGUAUUGCCAGAAGCAUGGUGUUCAUAAAGGUAAACGUGAUAAUAAAAAUUCCAACAACAACACAGGAUCUGCAACAGACGAUGAAACCGCAAGCAGUGGAGAGGUAAAACGUAAGAAGCGCAAAGACAUGACGUCGGAAGAACGCAACCAAGCGCGGGCUCAACGUAUGCAAGAAAUUGAGGCCGAGUUUGACAAGCAUGUUAGUGUUAAAGAUAUUAGUUGUCAUUUGUUAGAUGUUGAUCAGGAAGCUAUUCAUUACAUUUAUAAUUAUUGGGUAUUGAAGCGCAAAUCUGGUCACAAUCGUCCACUUUUACCUCCCAAAUCCGAUGAUGUUGACAUGGUAACCCAGAAUCAGGAGCAAGCGGAUGAUUUAGAGAAAAUGAAAAUGUUUGUUCAUCUACGGCAGGAUCUCGAAAGGGUUCGUAAUUUGUGCUAUAUGGUUAGCAGGCGCGAAAAAUUAUCACGUUCAUUUUUCCGUAUGCGAGAGCAAACCUUUCAUAAACAGAUCGCCUCUCUAUGUCAGCGAGCUAACGAUAAGAGACCUCUAGAUGAAUCUACAAUCGAUGUUAUUUUACAAGCGAACCACGGUCCUACGAUAUAUGAUAGACUAUAUUCAAGUGAUUCCGUUAGUAGUAGUGCAGUACUGAGUUUAGAGAAUAUGUUAGGGUGUAUAAUUGGUGUACAUAGUAGUGGUUCUACUGGCAACAGUAGUAAGGUAAAUAACCGUAAACAACAACAGCAGCAACAAUUGCGACAGUCACAAUCAGUCGAUAAAGAAGAAGUUGCUGCUAAUAGUAGGAAACCUUCAGAUAUCAAUGGAAUGAACAAAUCCACAACUCAACGACAAGCUAGUAAUAAACAGGAUAACAAACGAACAUAUAUAAACGGUGCAGCACAGCGUAGUAUGAGUGAUAUUUCAAGCGAAAGCGAAGAACACUCGAGACGCGUGAGCACAACUGCAAGUUCGGCAGAGGAAGAUGAUUUAAAGAAAAAUUCUUCCCCAGCCACGAAAAAGAAAGCCCGUCAAACUAAAGCCGCGGAUCGGAAAAGAAGGAAAAUUAAUUCAUCCACUGAGAAAAAUCGGCGAAACUCGGUGGAGAGUUCUAGUGAAGAUGAACGAGGUAAUGAUCGACUCAAGGGAACACCCGGCACGAAUGAAUCGAUACCGCAAGCGAAAAAGGGUAACCAAUCUCGCAAUCAUUCACUUCGUCAGAUGGAGAGAGAAUACGCUGACGAUAGGAUGCGGUGUUCCGACUCCAAUGACAGUGAUGAGAUAGUACCGAUUGUGUCACGAGCCUGUAAUCAAACUGGAACGGCGCAUACCUACAGCAACAAGAAGAUGUUACACAUAUAUUCAGAUUCUGAUAGUACCGACAAGGACAAGACUGAUAAUACUGCCAGCGACUCGCAGCAACAUCCGUUCCGCACUAAAGCAGCUAUGAAAGAGUUUAACUUAGCAGAGGCAGACCGGCUCAAACAAAAAUCAUUAUCGCCAGUGAAGCCAACGAAACAAGCGACUUCGACUGCAUCAUCUGCAGGAAUGUCUUCAUCGGUUAUGACUGGCUCUUCAAAGGCAGACACAAAGAAAAUAUCCACAGACACAGUUUUUGCAGCUACCCCCGCAACCAGCAGUGGCUAUUCCUCCACUAGUAAAUCUGGUAAAGAGGCUGGAAACAAUGUCAAUAGGAAAAAGCUAGACAAAGACAGCUCGAAACAGGCAGCUAAAAAAGAUUUUUCGACCGAUUUAUUAGUUGUCCCUCAACGUGAAGCUGCGAAAAAAGCUUCUGAGAAUUUAAUGAAAACAAACGUUCAAGCCCCAGCAGUGCAGUCAUCGUCCCUGGUCCAAACCAGCGCAAGUCAUCCAUCAACUGUGGGUAAGAAGGAAAUCAAAGAACCACGAACGGAUGCCGUUCUGAGCAGUAGUAGUAGCAGCAGCAGUAGCAGUUCAAGCAGCAGCAGCAGUAGUAGUGGUAGUACUAGUUCAAUCAGCAGUACCGGUAGCAACAGCAGUGUGAGUAGUAGUAGUAGUAGCAGCGGCAUCAGUACAGGUAGCGGUACUAAGGAUAUGGAACAAAAAACUAGUACUGGUAACAAACAUAGUAAGGAGAUUGUGAACGAAGUUCCUCAGAAAUCUUCUUCAACAGCGAAAAGAAGCAACAGUAAAGCAGCUGCUAAACAACCCAUUGAACAGACUACAGCUGAAUCGGUCACGACGAAACACUCAGUAGAAAAGCAGGAUCGAGUCACUGAAAAAGAUAAGCGAGAAAGGGCACCGAACAAAGAAAAGACCUUACCUAAAGAUCGCGAAGAAGUUGAUAAAGAAAAGUUAGCGAUUGAAAAGCAACGCGGAAACUCCAAGGAAUCGUCCUUAUUAGAUAUGCUAGCCUACGUACCACAGCGACAAGCUGCAAAGAAAGCUGCGGAACACAUCAAGAGUGGCAUGGGGAAACCGGCCGAGACAACUGUGACAUCCGCAGCAAUGUCCCUUGUUCCGGAAGAAACCAAACAAACAAAGAUUCCAGCCAAGAUACCAGUUCCCACCGCUGCGAGUCGCAAGGAAGAGAAGAAAAUUUCUACACCUUCUAGUAGCUCCAGUUCAGAAACUAGUUCGUCGUCAUGCUCUAGUUCUAGCAGCUCGGAUUCGGAUAGCGACGAAGAGGAAGAAGAGGAAAACGACAGUAAGAAGGCGACAGCUGUUUCGCAGUCAAUCAAGACGGCUGGUGCUUCUAAAGCUAUCCCAGCUUCGUCACUUACUGGUAAGUCGGCCACUGCUACUGCAGCCCGCAAAACAGAUCGGCAGAUGCCCUUUCUUGACAAGAGUAAAUCUUCCGAAUCUGGUUCCAGUUCUUCCUCGUCCGAUACCGACUCCGACUCCAGCAGUAGUCAGAGUAAUGACUCGACGCGACUACAAGCGAAAGGUGGUCGACGAAAAUCCGUCUUGGCAAGAAGAGAAGCUAGUCCUAAGAAACAAAUCGGUCGAAAGGAAAUCGAUUGUAGUAAAAAAGCAUCAACAACCGGGAGCAAAGCUGCUUCGGCGAAUGCAGCCGUACGUACAGCUGAUAAGACUACAGUUACCGUUAAAAGAGAAUCACCAACUACAGUGCCCGGUAAAACCAGUGAUGCUGCCAAUAACUCUAGGCAACCGGACAAGGCUCCGCUCACACCCGUCGGCACUGAGCCGUCAAGUGGCAGCAACCUUACACCCUCAAAGCCUGCCUCACCCAUCAAAGAUGGCAAAAUGCCUCACGAUCGAUCCCGAACUGCUGACCUGCUCAAAUCGGGAGAUAAUUCUAAGAAUGUCGCUGGUAAUAAAAUGAUUCCCAAUCGGCGAAAUUCGUGUCUUAUUGCUACAGCAAACGAGAUAAAACCUCCACUACCAUCAGUAGAUACCAGCAAGCCGGUAUCUAUUCGAGGUCGUCGCAAAUCUGUUUAUGUUGAUUUCGACCGAGAAAAGAAAGAAAAGGAACGGUUGACAGCUGCAGCUGAAAAGAUGAUUAAGGAAGAGCAACAAAAAAAGAAGACUGCAGGAAAGAUUGCAGUUUUCGAGAAAGAAGCAGGAAACCAGAAGGGAACAGCGGCAAGGAAAGGUGUAGGUGUAGAAAAGGUGGUAGGAAAAACCGAUGGCACAGGAAAAACUUCACUUACUGAGAAGGAAAAAUCUCCAGAAGUAGCAAAGCUCAUGCUUGCCGAAAAAGUUGUAAUUAAUGAAAGAGUGGUGUCGCGAACGGCAGUAUCACCAUCCACUCAAGAUCUUAAUGCCAAUCGCAAAGAACAAGAGCCGUUGCCAGCCCAAGAGCAAAAGCGAGACCGAGGAAAUAUUCGUGGCCGAUUAAGUAGCCGUAAGGAAAAGGAAGAUGUAAUACUCAUCGAUGAUUCGUCAUCACGAAGUAGCGCCGGUAGAAAGGAAGAUGAACCGGUGGAAGCAAGACACAUGUCAGCGCUUGGCUCAGUAGUAACGACAAAUCAACGUGAAGAAAAAGGCAGUGAAGUAUUGAAAGUUACGGGCAAGAGUGUGAUUGAUCGUGUGAAAAACGAUGUCGAGCAGAAAGAUGAUAAUAAAAUCAACCCAAUUGAGAGAACUAACAGUGAUAAAUACUCAAAAAUUCAAGACCAUGGUUCGAAACUCGAAAUUGGGGGAACAGAGCAGACGGCAUUGUAUGAUGCCAAGGACGCUAGUAUUGAAGAGAAAAAGGUUGCUAUCAAACCGUUAACAGGAAUACAUGACCCAGCAUCUGCCCCUUUGAAGGACAAAUCCAUAGAUUUUACUGAAACUAAGAAAGACAUUGAGAUCAUUUCGCUGGUAGACGAUUCAAGGUCUAACGAUGGCCGCGAAGUAGUUAUAGUAGAAGACGGUUCGAGCGAUAGCAAAACUGAGAAGAAUAGCGACAUAACUAAGAAGGAAGAAAACAUUAAUGAUUUUUCAGCAGAUAAUCUACAGCCUGAGCUUUCUGAACAGAUUCCGACGCCAAUCAAAGCUUCUCUUGCGCUAGCUGAAGAGAAGAAACAAUUUGAACUGGAGUCACUGGCCAUGGCUGCUGUUUCUCAGUCUAUUCCAGUCACAACUUCGUCGUUUCAAGCGCCUUUAAGUAUGGAGAACAUUCCAAUAACUACGAACAGUAUGAGCAACCUUAUGAACAAUUUUACUAGCAGUAAUACCAAUAACAAUAGCAAUAAUUUGGCUUCUAAAGACGCCGGAUUGAACACAUCCAGUGGGGGUUUGUGUCAGUCGAUAUUCGACUUGCUGUCAUUACCGGCAGUGACUGAAUCGGUUUCGGACGAUACGUUCGGCUUGAAUCCGCCUCUCAAUUUCCCAUUUAUGGAAGAUGGUAAAGAGGAUACACAACGAGAAACACUCAAUCUUGUUGAGAAGCUGCGCCAAAAAUACAAAAAAGGUUCAACCGGAGCUCAGGAUAACAAGCAAGACCAAGACAAAGAAUCUCGCAACGAGAUUAUGUCUAUUGACGAUGAAGGGAAAAUGUUCGAACCUGCUGGCCAACCUGCUUCGUUAGAGUUCAGUAGCAGUGGUAAAGACAUUCCUGCCAUUGUUCAAACAAUGGCAAAAGGAAAACCGACAACUAGCAACGACGUUGAGUACUUUGGCAAGUAUAAUUCCAACGAUGAAAUUGAAAGCUCAGUACAAAAUAGUAAGAAAAAUCUUAAGGACGACCAUUUGGAUCACCUCACAAGCAGACCUUCUGAUGAGCGAUGGGUACCUCCAUCUUUGUUACAAAAUCACAGCCAACAACAACAGCAAAUGUCCACUACAAUCAGUGAUAAUCAAAGAAUGCUGCACCAACAGCAACAGCCUCCAAGCUGCUUGGACGCCACUGCUUUGCUGAACAAUCAAUCUGGCUCGAAUAAUCAGAAGCAACAGUCUCAUCUGAAUGACCAGGUAUCUGGGUUGUUCGAGAGUAUGGUAACACAAACCAAUCACCACCAUCCAACGCAGCAUCCGCAUUUGGAGGACAUUAACCAAUUACCAGAGUUGGACUUCAUGCAGACCAUCAAAAGCGUUGCCAAUCAAAAUGAAGCUACCUCAUUGUUGUUCGAAAACCUACAACAACAGCAACGUCGUUGGAAUGAUAUUCUACCAAAUCAAAAGAAGCAUGAGUGUUCGGUCAUGCAAGAGAAAGAAAAUAUGUUACUCAAGCAACAACAACAACAGCAGCAGCAACAGCAUGAUAUGAAUGCUAAUAAUCACCGUAACAAGCUUAAUGAUCUCAAUAAUUUCAUGGAUAUACAAAACCAACUGCCACAAUCUCAGUCAGCAUCACAACAGUCACAGCCGCCGCCGAACAGUAUGAACCCACUCGAGCAAUACAAUUUCAACGAAACCUCGCAGUAUCCUGGUGCAGUAGCUUUGUUUCCGCCUACCAAUGUUCAGGUUCCAUUUCCGUCUCCUGGUGCGGCUAUGUUCCCUCCCAAUUUCGCACCGAACUUCCAAUCCGGUAAACAGCAGCAGCCACCACAUCACCCAAUGCUACCAACUGCGGCAGCUGGUGGGCAGCAACAGCAGCAGCAACAACAAACUUCGGUUCCUACGUCUCAGCAACAGCAACAAACAACGGCGAAUAUUGUUCGAAGCGGUAGUAAGCCGGACGACAUAGUCGUACCAAACAGUCUCUGUGGAGCAACUUUUACCUCAUCAUCACACAACAUGGCACUGACGGAAGCAAUUGUUUCGCCUCCCACCCCUCAGCAACAGCAAAAGCAACCGUUGACUCCUCGGAUGGCAGCUUCUCCACUAACGGCUAUGGUUUCGCCCAAUAAUCAACAGCAACAGCCAACUCCAGAGCAUAACUUCAUGCUGAAUCACUCACCGGCAAUGAUGGGACCACAGACGCCACAAAUGCCGCAGCAGCAGACACCACAGCAACAAGACAGUGCUGGUAUUCUCCAAUCACUGGAUCAAAACAGCGUAGCUAAAAAAUCACCCACUAAGUCGGCACGAUCUUCUUCGCGAAUUCAGAAUCAAAUUCACGAUGCAUCGGUUACGGUAGCUCUGAGUCAAAUAAAGUCUCCCAACAUUAGUCCUGGUAAGAGCCCAAAAACAUUUGAUCCCAAAGCUCAGCAUUCCCAGUUAAUGGUCACAGAUUCACUACGUGGGAAACCGCAAAAGUCAGAAAGUGGGGCGAAACGAGGACCACGAGGGCCACGAGCAAACAGUUCAAGUCAGCGUGGUGGAGCUACAGCAAAGAGUAAAAAUGGAAGACAGGGACGUGGUGGUCGACAGCAGAUUGGUUUCAUCCAGCAAUUGGCGCACAAUGAAUAUAACGAUUUCGUAGGUGGCACUAUUCAUACUAAGUUGAUAGGAACGGUAUACGAUCCCGAUUUUGAUGAUGACUUAGCCUGCAAUAGAAUGGAGAAGCUGCAAGAUAUGCGCGACAGGCGAAGAUCCAUUGACUGCCGUUUACAAGACUCUUUCCGAGCGUCUCGUGAACCCUCAAAGUCACCAAAGUUUCCUAGCUUGAAUAUAUAUUCGUCGCAAAAUGCUAGCCUCGGUGGAGCAAAUAAACAAAACCGAUCUUCAUUUACACCUGCAUCAUUAGCACCCAGCCUUAGCUCAAGUAUAGUUACGGGAGGAAACAUUAAUGUAACGCAGCCCACUGUUAGUACUAGCCUUCAAGAUAUGGUUCCGACAGUAUUACCAGGUCCUGUCGAUAUGCGGACGUACAACAGUGGUUUUGAUUCAUCGACCAACACGGAUGCCUACAAUAAUCAUCUUCUUGGAGCGUUUGCUAGUGGCAUUGCUGAUCAAACUUUAGCCGAAAUAGAUGAAGAUGUGGAAAAUGAAUGGCAGUCUGCAUUGAAAGCUAGUAAUAACAAGGUUGCUACAACCCCUUCAGCUUCUGCAAUCGCUUCUCAGGCUGCCCUCAGUUCCGAUUCUUCAACUGUAACUGCAACAUUGUCGACCGGCUUGUCAGCUUCUACUACAUUAACCAUUACUCCAACCAUACUAGAGCCGAUCGAGCUACCACAAGAGGAGACAAAUGAUUCGGAUAGCAUAAUUACGAAAGUAUCAUUGUCAGAUUCUAGAAAUAUUAUGAAGCUCAAAAUUAAGGGACCAUUGGCACAACUGGACAACAGCUCCUCCUCCUCGACGACCACACUUCAGCAAACCGUGAAUGUUAUGGAUUCCAGCUUGAAUGCUCCGAUCAUGUCCACUCCUCUAGCUGUCAACAUAGGGGGUGGAUCAUCUAACCUUAGAAGAAUGCGCAAGAAAGAGUUACUUCGGCAAUACUGGACUCAAGACAUGAACCACGAUGACCAGACAGGACUACAGGUAGUAGACCAAAAUCCAAGUCUCUCACUGACCACCUCUAUUAGCAGGACCGUUGGCAUUCCAAAAGCAGUUGACUCACUUUGUACAAUGCCUACCAAAGACGACUAUAAAGAUUAUGGAGGAGUAGACUUUAAGAAACGAAGGAAACUUUCGUCGAAUAUGUCAAGAGAGCUUCGUGGGCUGGUUCCUACGGAGCACGACAUUGCCGAGCGUCGACGAAGUGUCGGUUCUACCGGUAGCAAUGGGUCAACCAGUAAUAUGGCUGCCGAUAUUUCACCAGUAGCCAAACGGCGCUCGCGAAACAAUCGGACAGCCACGGUUACGGCUUUAAAUCAGCCGCAGGCGGCUCCCAAGCUGAAAAUUAAAAUUGGUUCCGAUGUAAUGGAGGCCUCCGGUUCAUAUAGCGAUCGAGUACGACCGCCAAAGAAACGUUUGGCAACUAUGGUACCUCCAAGUCUAGAAGAUCUGCGCAGAGAUGCGUUGAUGUUUGCUGAGCAAAUGAUGUUUGAAGAUGAAGAGGAGGGUCGUAAAGCGAAAAAGCACAAAAACAAGGAUAAAGAACGUGAUCGAGAGCAUAAAAAACGCAAAAAAGAAAAGAAGCACAAAAAGGAUAAAGGUGAAAAGCUAGAAAAGAUGGAGAUUAUUAACAAGUCUGAAGAUGCACCUCGAAUUGUCAUACGGCUAGGCGUUAAAAAACCACUAGGCGAAGAAGGUAUAAAUACAUCAAUACCCGAUCCUACGGUUAGCCGACAGGAUUCACCAGAAACGGAUCCAUUAGCUUUGGAUCUCGCAGAGUUGCACAAUAGCAAUGACAGCAGUAACUGCAGCAGUGGAAUAGUAAAACCCCAAAUAACACCAAUUCGGCUCAAAUUAGCCAGAAACUCAUCUGGUGGCGGAUACGUAAUGUCUUCAAAGAAUAAAAAACUGGUUGACGAUCAACUUCUACAACAACAGCAACAACAACAGUCGAAUAGACAAAUAUCGGAAAGUUAUGAGGAAACUAAAACCUUGAAUAUCGUACUUUCAAAACUAGACAUUCCGUUCAAUACGGAGACAAUCGACCUGAGUGCUGCUCCCUCCUUGUGCACAGAUAAUGUGCUACCUAACUUCGUUGGUGUAACUAAUUCGAUUAAAGAAACGACUUUGCCAGCAAGUUUUAAUUCAUCAUCGUCACAUCCCUGCAAGACUGUCGACCUUGGUGCAAUGUGCUCAUUUACUUCUUCCACUACCACCGCUUCCACCACCAUGUCUUUCAGCAAUAACUUUGGUACAGGCGGCGGCAGUAGCAGUAACAGUGGGACGCAAUUCAAUCCGUUUGCAAAUUCCAUUCCACAACAACAACAGCAUACGCUGCCACAAUCUCAGCUGCAGCAAGCACAGCAGCAGCAUGAUUUAUCUGCCGCUGCCAAAGACUGUGAAGUAAGAUGACGUUUUAUGUAAAUAAUCGUGUAAAUGUUUCAUUGUUGUGCAAAUCUCUCCAGUCAAAUUGUGUAAAUUGUUUUCCUGUUGGUACUAUUUUCAUUUUAAGAACGUUGUUUUAAUUUUAAGUCUUUCAAGGGACGCCGAAGCGGAACAAAGUCGCAAGCGAGGAAAAUUUCGAAAGCUUCAAAGCCAAGUAAUUUUUCUCUGUAUGACUUUACCUUUUUCAGUCUUUCCGAGAUAUGUUCUUUAAGAGAUGGUGGCAAAUAAAGUUUAUUUUGUUUUAGGUUUAUUACUUUUUAGUUAGGAAAACCUCAUUUGUUCAAAUGAAAAACAUGUUACUAUGUAAGAAAGCUAAGCUUCCCAUUUGUAAAUAGUCGAACGAAAGUUUUAAUUGCGAUGUAGCAGAUCAAAUGAAAUAUUUAACAGAAAUGUAAAAAUAGUAAAAGAAAUCAUCGCUAAAGUUUGCAAGAUUGUAAUAUAAUUAAAAAUAAACCCUACAGCAAUGAAAACGACAAAAUUGUUAACGGCAAACUUGCAAAUAAAAGAAGAUCUACUUACAUACUAGAUGCAAACAAUUUAAAUACCAGCAAAUAAAUCGGAUCUUCUUAUUUUGUUCUAUCAACAGCUGAAUAAUCUAGUUUACCCUCUGUUAAAUAUUUGUCGUUCUCUGUGGUUACACAUUAACACAGGAGAAACGGUAUAAACAUCAGAAAAUACAGACAAAACAAUAGCCUAUGCAAACAAAUAGCAUAAAAUGAGAGGAGUGCAAAAAAACCAUCGAUCUCGAAUGCAGACGUUGUGCCGGUUAACUGUUUAAAAUAAUUAUACGUGUGUUCGUAAGUGCGCCUGAUAUUGUUGUUGUUGGGUCUGGUGUGAAAUUAUCACGAUGAGAUUGUACGUAGUUAUAAAGUUCUCCCCUUUCCCCCGUAUCACACACAUCUUGUAAAUAUCUUCUUAUUAGCAUCGCAACAUUGGCGCCACCGAGUUUCCCCUGCCGGAAUAAAAAUAUAUUAACAUGCUCCACUAAACUUAAAAGGAGGUAAAAGGUUCGCCACAAAUAUUGUACAUAUUGGAACUAGCUGUAAAACUAUUGUAAAUUUUAAGUGACCAAGAUUCGUUUUAUACCGAGCAUUAAUUCAUUAAUCUGUUACGUGUGUGUGUACAAUAGUACCGAGAAAAUGAAAAGAAUGUUUCACCUUAUUCAAUUAAGACACGUUAGCUAAACUGAAUUGUAAGAAUGAAAGAAAAUAUAUUCAAAAACAAAACUAGCGAAAGAGAAUAAACACUUGAGUUACGAUUAGUAUUAAUUUUUAUGUCGUAAUGUCUGCGAUUACUAUACAUAUAGUUUGCCCAUAUAAACUAUUUAAUUUAUUUAUGAAAAACCCCUCCUUUACGUAGGAUUAGGAUAUAUUAAGUAAAAAUAAAAGAAACGGUUAAUCUUAGUGAACAUACAAAAAUACACAAAGUGAACUACACUCUUUUUUAGAGACAAGGAAAAAAACAACACAUACAGUUGACUAUUUUAGAAGGAAGAAAUGCGACUAAAUGAAUCGUAACUAUGAAUGUAUUAUAACUUAAUUUAUCAGGACAAAGUUAUAUCGUAACUUAACACACACACACGUGAAAAAGUAGAAAAUUCAAAACAAACAAUGGAGAUAAAUUUAAACUAAUGUAAGGAUGUCGAAAGGCAACAAGUAACAAAAGAGAAAACAAAAGUGAAAGGUAAUUUGUGAAUAUGAGUAAAAUAUUCUCUCUUAGUUUCUUAGAACAAGUAAAUGUCAAAUAUCAUGUAACAAAGCAUAAUUAAACAUGGUAAUUUAAACAGAGACGAAAGGCAGAGGAAAUGCAUUGAAGAAACGCAAUAUAUUUUUAUUAUUAUUUUAUAUUUAAUUUCCUUUAAAUCUCUGUAAAUUAUGAAAAUUUACAACAAAAUCAAUAUAAAUAAAUUAUUCUUACAAAUACAUAAACUGAAAAUAAUAACCAAA
Messenger RNA from Wyeomyia smithii (pitcher-plant mosquito), 13590 nucleotides. RefSeq names its product PHD finger protein rhinoceros (gene rno). Bases 1193 to 11611 code for a protein of 3472 amino acids. NCBI's taxonomy places the organism in Eukaryota, Metazoa, Arthropoda, Insecta, Diptera, Culicidae. The transcript has 7 exons. The record is from RefSeq and is a predicted model, not a curated record. Gene Ontology annotation, biological process: regulation of transcription by RNA polymerase II.